GCGGCGAAGGCGAGGAGAGGUCCUCCCCUGUAGUGUGACUGAGGCCUGACGGACUGAGCUCGUCUGUUAUGGCUCCUCCUGCUUCGGUUGAACGGGGCCAGACGUAACACCAGUGCAGGGGGAACGGGAGCGAACACACAAGCAAGGCGCUUCUGUCGAACCUCGGUGGACGAUGGCAUGCAACGCAAUGUCGGCGAAGAAAACAUAGAGUACGGCGCGAUCGACGUCGCCUCUCUUCUGCUGUGAAAGCUUCCGCAUUUCUUGUAGAUUAAGGACCCCCAAAUGAACUCCGUCAGAGCAAGUAACGUUAGCAGAAGACCUAGGCGAGUAUCGAGGCCGCGCCCGGUGCAGCCGGAGAGGAAUCACCAGGAAAGAGAUGAGGACAUUCCUGCAGAAAUGGUUGCAGAAGAAUCUGGUCCAGGAGCUCAAAAUAGUCCCUACCAACUUAGAAGAAAGUCCUUACCGAAGAGAACUGUGUGUCCAACUAAGACAAACAUGGAGGGAGCAUCCACUUCAACCAUAGAAAACUUUGGACAUCGGCCAAAACGUCCCAGAGUUUCAGGAAAGUGUCAAGAUUUACCAGUAGCCCCAGCAGAGCAAUAUUUGCAGGAGAAGCUUCCCGAUGAGGUGGUGCUUAAAAUCUUCUCAUACCUCUUGGAACAAGACUUGUGUCGUGCAGCAUGUGUGUGCAAACGCUUCGGCGAGCUUGCCAAUGACCCCAUCCUAUGGAAGAGGUUAUACAUGGAAGUGUUUGAAUACACCCGACCAAUGAUGCACCCGGAGGCAGGGAAGUUUUACCAGAUCAACCCUGAAGAAUAUGAGCAACCGAAUCCAUGGAAGGAAAGUUUUCAACAGCUGUACAAAGGGGCUCACGUUAAGCCAGGCUUUGCCGAACAUUUCUACAGUAAUCCUGCCAGAUACAAAGGGAGAGAUAAUAUGUUUUACUACGACACCAUUGAAGAUGCUCUUGGGGGAGGCCAGGAGCCUCACUUUGAUGGCUUGAUAUUUGUUCACUCUGGUAUUUACACAGACGAAUGGAUCUAUAUUGAAUCACCUAUCACAAUGAUUGGUGCUGCUGCUGGGAAAGUAGCGGAGAAAGUUAUAAUCGAGAACACAAGAGACUCCACAUUUGUUUUCAUGGAAGGUUCAGAAGAUGCGUUUGUUGGAUACAUGACCAUAAGGUUCAACCCUGAUGACAAAUCGGCUCAACAUCACAAUGCUCAUCACUGCUUGGAGAUUACGGUCAACUGCAGCCCCAUCAUCGACCACUGCAUCAUUCGGAGCACGUGCACAGUGGGGUCAGCUGUUUGUGUCAGUGGCCAGGGUGCUUGUCCCAAAAUCAAGCACUGCAACAUCAGUGACUGUGAAAAUGUUGGACUUUACAUCACUGACCACGCACAGGGCAUUUAUGAAGACAAUGAGAUCUCAAACAAUGCUUUGGCUGGGAUCUGGGUAAAGAACCAUGGCAACCCAAUCAUCAGACGGAACCACAUCCACCACGGCAGAGACGUAGGAGUUUUUACAUUUGACCACGGCAUGGGCUAUUUUGAAAGCUGCAACAUCCACAGGAACCGCAUCGCUGGCUUUGAGGUGAAGGCGUACGCGAAUCCUACGGUGGUUCGCUGCGAGAUCCACCAUGGGCAGACUGGAGGGAUCUACGUGCAUGAAAAGGGGCGUGGCCAGUUUAUCGAAAACAAGAUCUAUGCAAAUAACUUUGCCGGAGUGUGGAUAACCUCAAACAGUGAUCCCACAAUAAGAGGGAAUGCCAUUUUUAACGGCAACCAGGGAGGUGUGUAUAUUUUUGGCGAUGGCCGCGGCCUCAUCGAAGGAAACGACAUAUAUGGUAACGCCCUGGCAGGAAUCCAGAUCAGGACAAAUAGCUGCCCGAUUGUCAGGCAUAACAAGAUCCACGAUGGCCAACAUGGCGGCAUAUAUGUGCAUGAAAAGGGCCAGGGAGUCAUAGAGGAGAAUGAGGUGUACAGCAACACGCUGGCGGGAGUGUGGGUGACGACGGGCAGCACGCCGGUCCUGAGGAGGAACAGGAUCCACAGUGGGAAGCAGGUUGGGGUUUACUUCUACGACAAUGGCCAUGGUGUGCUGGAGGACAAUGACAUCUACAAUCACAUGUACUCCGGAGUACAGAUUAGGACUGGAAGUAAUCCCAAGAUCAGACGAAACAAGAUCUGGGGGGGUCAAAAUGGAGGCAUUUUGGUUUACAACUCUGGCCUGGGGUUCAUUGAGGACAAUGAGAUCUUUGACAACGCAAUGGCGGGUGUCUGGAUAAAGACGGACAGCAAUCCCACGCUGCGCAGGAAUAAGAUCCACGAUGGGCGGGACGGCGGCAUCUGCAUUUUUAAUGGAGGAAGAGGUCUGCUGGAGGAGAACGACAUCUUCAGGAACGCACAAGCAGGCGUUCUCAUUAGCACCAACAGUCACCCCGUGUUGAGAAAAAACAGGAUAUUUGACGGAUUUGCUGCAGGUAUUGAGAUAACCAACCAUGCGACAGCAACCCUGGAAGGCAAUCAGAUCUUCAACAAUCGAUUUGGAGGAUUGUUUCUUGCAUCUGGUGUCAAUGUUACAAUGAAAGAUAACAAAAUAUUGAACAAUCAAGAUGCCAUUGAAAAGGCUGUGAGCAGAGGCCAGUGCUUGUACAAGAUAUCAAGUUACACCAGCUACCCAAUGCAUGACUUUUACAGGUGUCACACCUGUAACACGACAGAUCGCAAUGCCAUUUGUGUGAACUGCAUUAAGAAGUGUCAUCAAGGACACGAUGUGGAGUUCAUCAGACAUGAUAGGUUCUUCUGCGACUGCGGUGCAGGAACGCUCUCCAAUCCGUGCACGUUAGCCGGAGAACCAACGCACGACACAGACACUCUGUACGACUCUGCUCCCCCCAUAGAGUCCAAUACAUUACAACACAACUGAGCUCCGAUGCAGCGAAGAUGCUUUUGACUCGUGCAAUGGAGAAAAAAAACUAGAAUUCACUCUGACAGCACACGGAGCAACAAAAAAAAGAAAAGAAAUGGAUAUGAAAAGAUGAGGAGAAAAAAAAAGUAUUGAAUUAUCCUCCUCUCCUUGUUUUGGGAGAAAAAAAGGCAACAGGGCAGGAAACUUGGGGGUGCAGGUGUGUUUCUAAAGAGGCACCUGACACUAAAGAUGCUCAUUGUUGAAGAACAAGAUACUGCAGCCAUGUACAGGUCCAUGGAGGACACAUUUGGAAGAAGCAGCUCAGCUGUUCUGGAGAAAGGCCCUAAAACGACAAUGCUUCCAUCAGAGGGCGACAGACGUGACCUAGCACUUCAGCGUUUUUUCUGUUCCUUUCUCCUCCAGACAAAUGUUGAGAUUUGAUUUUAAUGCUUUUUGUGUAGGUUUUUUUUUUAUUAUUCUCACGCAAAACUCUUAAUGUACUUGAAUGUCUUUAUUUUAUGAAAUGUGUUUUUAUUUUCCUUUUCUUUUUCUGUUUUGGUUAUUCCUCAGAAUUGCUGUAAUUAUACUCGUGUCGCAGUAUCUAACUUCUUUCUGUGAAAGAGAUCAGAGAAAAAGAGGAAAACACUAAACAUUUUCUCCAGCAACGUCGAUUCAAAAAGAGGAAAUGUGCUCUUAAGACUUAAAAGAAAACAAAUUUAAAGAUUUAUCGCUAGUUAAAUCUCAACUCCAUUCCUCUGGUAAAGCAUUGAUGCAGUUCUUUAUGGGAUGCGUUCUUUUAAAAGCACAUUUUCUCUCUGCCAACGCUGCUGGAGAAAUUCACAGCUUUUACUCUACUGAAGCUGAGACAAGUGUCUAUAUACAGCGCUUUGUUGUUUCAUCGCCCCCGUCCCCCCCCCCCCCCCCCCCAUCUAUGUGUACUGGUGAUUGUGGGUUCUCAUUCAGACUGAAAUGUAUGCAUGUAUCAUAACAUCUAGACUUAAUAUAUUGUGAAGUAUUCAAUAACCGUUAUGUAGGCGAUAGUGUGAAUUAAAAGGGUUUAAUUUGCUAGAUGAAACAUUGUCAUUUUUUUUAAAUAAACUUUAUUAGA
This is a messenger RNA of Oryzias latipes (Japanese medaka), 4015 nucleotides long. RefSeq names its product F-box protein 11a (gene fbxo11a). NCBI's taxonomy places the organism in Eukaryota, Metazoa, Chordata, Actinopteri, Beloniformes, Adrianichthyidae. The record is from RefSeq and is a predicted model, not a curated record. Gene Ontology annotation, molecular function: protein binding; zinc ion binding. Gene Ontology annotation, biological process: ubiquitin-dependent protein catabolic process; regulation of apoptotic process.